AUGAAGCGGGUCCUGAGAAAAGUGACUUCGUUGCCUUUGAUCUUUGCAAGUGUAGACGAGAACCCCGGGACGGCCCCGGCGAACCUGGACUGCUGGGUUCACGACGUGGACUUCAUGAGCUGCGAGUGGGCAGUGGGCAGGACGGCCCCCGGCGACGUCCAGUACCGCCUCUACUGGAAGGACGCCCGCGAGUACCGAGAGUGUGGGCACUACCAGACCGACAGCCGGGGCAGGCACGUGGGGUGUCGCUUCAGUGGCAUCUCCAAGUACCCCCGGAGCUUUGUGGUCAUGGUGAACGGGACCAGCGCGCUGUCCGCCAUCUCCUGCAGUGACUGCUUUGCAGAUUUAUAUGAGAUUGGUCAGUAAGGACGGGGACGGUGC
This is a messenger RNA of Marmota flaviventris (yellow-bellied marmot), 381 nucleotides long. The record is from RefSeq and is a predicted model, not a curated record. Lineage: Eukaryota; Metazoa; Chordata; Mammalia; Rodentia; Sciuridae.